Benincasa hispida (wax gourd) is the source of this 461-nucleotide messenger RNA. The record is from RefSeq and is a predicted model, not a curated record. NCBI's taxonomy places the organism in Eukaryota, Viridiplantae, Streptophyta, Magnoliopsida, Cucurbitales, Cucurbitaceae.
UUAUACAGGUUAGUCAUGCAUUUGUUGAGAUGAUAUAUAAGCAUGGAUUUGUGCACUGUGACCCUAAUGCUGCAAACUUGCUUGUCCGUCCCUUACCUUCUAAUAGAAGGAGCAUCUUUGGCAAGAGGAAGCCACAGUUGGUACUUUUGGACCAUGGGCUGUAUAAAGAUCUUGACUUCAACAUAAGAUUUAUCUAUGCUGCCCUUUGGAAGGCUUUAAUAUUUUCUGAUGCUGAAGCAAUAAAGGAAACCAGUAAGAAAUUGGGUGUUAGGGAAGAUCUUUAUGCAUUGUUUGUUGGAAUUCUUACUAUGAAACCUUGGAAUCGAGUCAUUGACCCAACAAUUGACCAUUUAGUCAUUCAAGGAACUGAAAAUGAACGUUCAGAAUUACAGGAAGAUCAAAAGAUGGCUACACGGUUGACGAAUACAAUGUCCAACUCGCUAAAAGGGAGGCCUGUUUAG